CUAGUCUCUCUCUCUCUCUCUCUCUCAUAGUUUUAGCAAGCAGGUCGUUUCUAUUCUAAUGGCAGUUGAAGGCUAGCAUUUCACCAUAAUCUGAUUGCAAAACUGGAAUUUUCGGCCUCUGAAUCCCCUGUUUCCACUGUCAUCUCACUCUGAGCGGAGACGCAUUGCAUUUCCUUGCUCUUUAUCAAGGAAUUCAAUUUGAAGAUUGAGCUGUUCUUCGUAAAUGCUGCUUCUGAUUAUAUCCCCAUUUCAGAGCUGAACUCUAUGAAGUUGAAAUAAGUAGGUAGGAAGAUUUGUGGAGGAGUAUUGCUUUCCCAGUUGUACUAAUUGGUAAUUUGUUCCUUCCCAAUUCAUAUUCUUUCUCAAAAUCAAGAAACAGAAGAGAAGGGAUUUUUGAAUUAUGUAGAAUUCCAGCAUUUUCAUGGAGCACUAGUAGCUAAUUUAGUUGAUCCCUGUUGAUAACUUGAGUGGGUCAUUGUGAAAAAUUCCUUGCUCUUUGGAUUAAGAAGACCAAUUCACGCUAACAAAAUGAUGGGGACUGAACUAUGUUCUACUCGGGUCUUAUCUCCUUUUCGUGAGGAGAGUGGUGAUGAAGAAUUGUCUGUUCUUCCGAGGCACACCAAAGUCGUUGUGACGGGAAACAACAGAACAAAGAGUGUUUUGCUUGGCCUGCAGGGUGUUGUCAAGAAGGCUGUUGGGCUUGGUGGUUGGCACUGGCUGGUUCUGAAGAAUGGAGUUGAAGUGAAGCUCCAAAGGAAUGCCUUGAGCGUGUUGGAGGCUCCCACUGGGGAUGAAGAUGAUGAUUAUGACUUUGAUGACUCUAGCAGUGGUUCUGAAGUUGGUGAAAAGGACAAUCAUCAUUUUCCAACUGGCGUUGAGUACAGAAAGGUUAGCAAGCCAAGGGUUCGUUAUACAAGGCCAUGGGCAGCAACAAAAUCAAAUAGUCGGAGUAGUAGCAAAGAUGUUGAAACUAAAUAUUGCCAUCUGUAUCAACAGAGAGUGAACUUUGCAAAACUAGGAACCAGCUCAUUGUGGAGAUAUUGGCGAAGCCACAACCUCGCAAGUAUAAGUACUCCCAACCCCACUAAGGAUCAAUUGGUUAACGCAGUACAACGGCAUUUUGCAGCACAGCGGGUUGACGAGGUGCAAGUGGUGGUGGAAUUCAUCCGUGCUGCCAAGAGACUCAGAUCAGCUGACCCGCAUUGAGAUUGAUCGGUGAAAGACUGUGUGUGUUCGGAUUUGUAAUAUAUAUAUCUCUAUAUAUAUAUAAAUAUAUGCAUGCAUAUAACGUAUAUACAUAUGAACAACCCUAACUUAGUCCGCUAAUUAUAAACUUACAAAUGAAGAGUGGGAGCUUCUUUGUCAGCUCACUCCCACCUCUCUCGGAUCCUAACCUUGUAUUAUCAUCGGCAUUUGACCCAUCUUAUAUAUAUAUAUUUAUAACCCGUAUAUCCAUACCCUUCUAGUCUUCUA
This is a messenger RNA of Ipomoea nil (Japanese morning glory), 1473 nucleotides long. RefSeq lists its product as uncharacterized. Gene Ontology annotation, biological process: regulation of DNA-templated transcription. The record is from RefSeq and is a predicted model, not a curated record. NCBI's taxonomy places the organism in Eukaryota, Viridiplantae, Streptophyta, Magnoliopsida, Solanales, Convolvulaceae. The transcript is spliced from 8 exons. Gene Ontology annotation, molecular function: protein binding; transcription coregulator activity. Bases 529 to 1206 code for a protein of 225 amino acids. Gene Ontology annotation, cellular component: histone deacetylase complex.